Hydatigera taeniaeformis is the source of this 621-nucleotide messenger RNA. Lineage: Eukaryota; Metazoa; Platyhelminthes; Cestoda; Cyclophyllidea; Taeniidae. The record is from the annotation of a GenBank genome assembly.
AUGUCUAGAACUGGGCGUCGCCAUAGUCCUCCUGCGCUCACGUCGCCUAAGAAGCAGUUGCUUUACUACUGCAUGCCGAAAGGUGUCUUAAGUUCUUCGUUCUUUUCCACUUUAAAGGUAUGCGACGUAAGUGAUCGAGCUGUAUGGUGCCUCUCUUCGUGUAAGAGCAACCAUGGGAUUAAUGAAUUGCUUAACGAAUCGUUGGAUACUUACUGGCAGUCUGACGGACCACAGCCUCACACCGUCACUGUGCAAUUUCCCCAGAAGACAAUUAUCUCUGAGAUUUGUCUCUAUAAUGACUACAAAGUGGACGAGAGUUAUACGCCCAGCCGAAUCGCAAUCCGGGUGGGCAAUCAUGUGGGUGAUCUGGUGGAGUUGACGGAAGUAGAGCUGCAUGAGCCCUCCGGUUGGUCAGUGCUACCGCUGCGAUGGCCAAAUGGGGCGCCAGUGAGUUUGUUUACCCUCCAGCUGCGCAUCCUUGCCAAUCAUCAGAACGGUCGCGACACCCACCUUCGUGCCAUUCGCCUCUUUGCGCCCCUCGUUCGAACUGGUCUUGAUGCCGCCCUUAAUCAGGCUCUCUUCACCACUCUGGAGGCACGUCGUCACACUACCAUCCGAUAA